GCGCCGUGCCGAGGCGCUCCAGCGGGAUCUCACUGAACCCGAGCGUCGGGGACUGGAGGUGGGCCGUUUCGGCAGGAGUCUCAGCAUCCUCAACAUCCUCAGCCGGAUGGACGCCAGUUUGGUCCUUGCCAUGCUGAACCAAGCCGGGGGUCCACCACCUUCUCCUCGAAUGAAAGGAGCAGUGUGGGCAGCCUCAUCCAGCGCUCGAGGGUAUCAGGUGCAGCCAGUCACUGGUAUUUUGCCAACAUCUGCCUGCCUGGUUUGCACAUUGUCUCCCGGAUGCGGAGGGACUACCGCGCCGCACUGCGUGACGGUGAGGCUCUGGCGGACAGGCUGGAAGCAGCAACAUCGACAAAUAUCGACCCACAAUUGGCCAAGACUUUCCUGGGAAGCGAAGGUUCUGACUGGGGCGAAGAGGUUCGUCAAGGGGGCUCUGAGCACAGGCCACUCCUUUGACGAGGCAAUCCGCACGGCGCUGGCAAGCAGCUUGUCAGGCCAAUCUUCUUCCGCCGCCGAGGUCAGCAACUGCUCGAAGAUGCAAGGCUCGAAGCGCCGACGGGCGCGUGCAGGGGGAGCCGGCAAGGAGCCGGAGGCCCUCUUUCUGCGCUUCUAUGCCGCAGUGCAGCUGGGAGGAGGAUUUAACUCCCUCUUGCGCUCCCCGUGCUGCUGGGAUCUGGAUUCAGCCCUAGCUGCCAGGAGACGCCUCCUGAUGGCUCUGGAUUGCCAGGGCCAGCCACCCCUUGCUGCACGACGCUUGCGGUCUCUGCCGCACCGCGUUUAUGCGGAAGUUCUGGAGCGCCUCCGCUUGGCGCACGAAGCGCUCUAUAUGGAGCAGGAUUCUGUCGCCGCAGCUGCGACCGCUGCCGCACGCAACUUCAAGCGUGUGUCGCAAGCGCUGCUGCAGUACAGGGACGACCUCUGGCGAAGGGAGCUGCGCCGUGCACUCCGCCGCCGACGCACCGCACAGGUACCUGCAGCCAGCCGAGGGCCCAGCUGGCGACCCUGUGCCGGUGAGGGCGUGAGCCGAAUCUUCGCCCGCAAAUCCGGACAUGCAAGAUGCAUGCCUGGAGCAGAUGCGCACUCUGGACCUCCACACAAGCGAUUCCGAUCUGGCACCGACCGGCUGUGA
Molecule: messenger RNA, 1129 nt
Organism: Symbiodinium sp. CCMP2456
Lineage: Eukaryota; Dinophyceae; Suessiales; Symbiodiniaceae
Source: the annotation of a GenBank genome assembly